GCCUGACACCCCCACCACUCGCACCCCGUAAACUGCCACGAUGCCUUUGGUCACCAGGCUGUCCCGCCGGACGAUGCUAAGGAAACUCGGCCAUCACUGGUUUCCCGCCGCUGCUUUCCUUGAAUGUCGUCAUUUCUCCAUGUCCUUCAAGGAAAACCAGGGUGUCGAUGUCUCGAUCGUCCGCCCCCAGAUCGCGCCUGCCCUUCUUCCAUACAAGAUCGCCUUGACAGAAGCGUCGCGUCUACCCCGUCCCUUUGUCGGGAGUUCGGUCAUCACCUUGCUUGAUAAGCUCUAUUCCCGACCAGAUCGUCUCGCUUCCUCUACCCACCUACCAGUUGGCCUUGUACAACAGAUAAACUGCACCUACGACAAAAUGGACGCUAUGGUAACCGACUUUGCAGUUUGUGCUUUGAAGCGCAUCUCACCAAGGGACAAGGCUAGAUCGACGAGUGUACCACUUUCUCCCGCCGAGCACUUUCGCUUCUGUCGCGCCUUCUAUCGAGUCGAGUUGUUUUAUACUCUCUUUCAGUGCGGCGCAUUCGAUGACGAUAUGAACCGCUGGUUCUUCUCGAGGCAUCCCCCUUGGGAGAAUGAGCAGCUUGCUUGCGUCUACCAGUACCUAGGGACCAGGCUUGAUCAAGCAUUAGCCGAACGUCACACGGACGGUUUUGAGGUCCACGAGCAGGACAAGAUUGAUGAUAGGAACCUGAUAAACUCUUGGCUAUCUCGAGGUGUCGAGUUCAUAUACAACUUGGUCAACGCCCCCUCUCCCAAGGCUAAGCGGAGCAUCUUGGCGGCUGGCAUCAGCGCUUCUUUCCGCGAUGCACCUGCCUUAGAGCUACCUGAGGUUCUGCUCGAUGUCUAUGGCGGUGACGAGGACUUUUACCAGAGGUGCAAAUCGGUAGCCCUACAUCAGUAUAGUCAGCCUAACGACGAGGAUACCGACUCUGGCCCAUAUCAGGCGUGGCGCAGUGAGAACGCAAGCGAUACGGUAACAGAAUCGUUCAUGCUCAGCGACGAUUGGCUUCGCGACUGCGCCUACGUGUUUUGGGAUAGUGACCGGGUGCAGACAAUGGGGAUGGGCGGCCUCGACGAGGACUAUAUCUAG
Messenger RNA from Chaetomium fimeti, 1108 nucleotides. RefSeq lists its product as uncharacterized. The record is from RefSeq and is a predicted model, not a curated record. Bases 41 to 1108 code for a protein of 355 amino acids. NCBI's taxonomy places the organism in Eukaryota, Fungi, Ascomycota, Sordariomycetes, Sordariales, Chaetomiaceae. The transcript is spliced from 4 exons.